ACUAGCACCUAAUAGUAAUGAAGCUGUGUUUAAAUUAAUCGAUAUGUAUUUAGAAGACCUUGAACAAAAUGUUAUUGAUUUAUAUACUUCAAAGGCCAUAUGCAGUGCUUUGAUCGCAGCAUUUAGUGGAUAUGUAUUGAAAUUAAUUCAUACUGCUGUGGGAAUUGCAAUUCAUCUUUAUUUAAAUAAUAACAAUAUAUUGUUAAAUACAGAAACUAUAUUUAAAAGAGAUAAAAAUAUUUUAAAAGUAUGGUAUUUGUAUUAUUGUUUAGCUGGAUAUUGGAAAGCUCAUCAUAUUGGUAUUUGCUUGGAUAAUGCAGAUAUGCAAUUAAAAAGCUUGGCAGCAUUUGCACUACUAUUUCCUGCUACUAGUAAAAAUAUUUAUAUAUUAUCAGUUGUAACUUUUUUAAAAUCAGUGUCAUGUAAUCCACAGCAAUAUGAACUAUUCAAGCAUAUUGCUUUGGUAAAUAUUACAAGAGAAAACCACUACUUAGCUUAUAAUGAAGUCUUGAAGCAAUAUGGCAUUAAAUUUGUUAAGCAAAAUUUAACUUCUGGUUUAUCAGAUCCAAAUACUCUUAAGCAGAAAAUAACAGCAAUUCAGGAUGAAUAUAAAAGACUAUUGUUACUAUAUGAUGAGUUUGUAGAAGAUAAUGUG
Molecule: messenger RNA, 655 nt
Organism: Dentiscutata heterogama
Lineage: Eukaryota; Fungi; Glomeromycota; Glomeromycetes; Diversisporales; Gigasporaceae
Source: the annotation of a GenBank genome assembly